CCUGACCGGGCCCCGCCCCUCUGCUGGCGGAGACGCCACUUCCGGGCCGGCCCCCCGGAACCUUUUGGCUGGCGUCAGCUCCCGUGUUACUGCCACGUCGCGGACAUGAUCUCCACUAAUCGAUGCCCCUUCCUGGAAUGGGCUGUUGCACCUUCACUCAUCCUUCAGAUCUCAGCUUAAGUGUUACUUCUUCAGAGAGCAUCUCGACAAAUUCGGAAGUCUAGGAAGACCAGUGCUUUCCUGAAUGAUGUCUAAUGGAAUCUUCACAACAACCCUGGGAAGUGAUUUCAGAAAGUAUGGAUAUACUCUUCAGAAUAAGAGGAGGCCUUGAUUUGGCUUUUCAGCUAGCUACUCCUAAUGAAAUUUUUCUCAAGAAGGCACUGAAACAUAUGUUGAGUGACCUGUCAACCAAGCUUUCUUCAAACGCUCUCGUGUUCAGAAUUUGCCACAGUUCAGUGUAUAUAUGGCCUAGCAGUGACGUCAACACCGUUCCGGGAGAGCUGACCGACGUUUCUGCUUGUAGGAGCAUACUGCGCUUUAUUCCAUUUGAGCCAGAAGAAGAUACAAAACGAAAAUUCAUGAGAAGGAAAGACAAAAAGUUAUCAGACAUGCAUCAAAUAGUAAAUAUAGAUCUUAUGCUGGAAAUGUCAACCUCCCUGGCAGCUGUAACACCCAUCAUUGAAAGGGAAAGUGGAGGACACCAUUACGUUAAUAUGACUUUACCUGUCGAUGCAGUUGUAUCUGUUGCUCCAGAGGAAACGUGGGGAAAAGUUCGUAAACUUCUAGUUGAUGCAAUUCAUAAUCAACUAACUGACAUGGAAAAAUGCAUUUUGAAAUAUAUGAAAGGAACAUCUAUUGUGGUCCCUGAACCACUGCACUUUUUAUUACCAGGGAAAAAAAGUCUUGUAACAAUAUCAUAUCCUUCAGGAAUACCAGAUGGUCAGCUGCAGGCCUACAGAAAGGAGUUACAUGAUCUCUUCAAUCUGCCUCAUGACAGACCCUAUUUCAAAAGGUCUAAUGCUUAUCACUUUCCUGAUGAGCCAUACAAAGACGGUUACAUUAGAAAUCCACAUGCUUAUCUUAACCCACCCAACAUGGAGACUGGCAUGGUUUGUGUGGCCCAGGGCAUAUACAGUUAUCAUCAUUAUAUGCAGGAUCGGAUAGAUGACAGUGGCUGGGGCUGUGCUUAUCGAUCUCUGCAGACCAUCUGCUCUUGGUUCAAACAUCAGGGAUACACAGAGAGGUCCAUUCCAACACACAGAGAAAUUCAGCAGGCUCUAGUCGAUGCCGGCGACAAACCAGCAACAUUUGUCGGAUCACGGCAAUGGAUUGGAUCUAUUGAGGUACAGCUGGUCCUAAACCAAUUGAUUGGCAUCACUUCAAAAAUCCUGUUUGUCAGCCAAGGUUCAGAAAUGGCCUCUCAAGGACGGGCACUGGCUAAUCAUUUCCAAAGCGAAGGAACUCCAGUUAUGAUUGGGGGAGGAGUUUUGGCUCACACAAUACUAGGAGUUGCAUGGAAUGAGAUUACAGGGCAGAUAAAGUUUCUGAUUCUAGAUCCACAUUAUACAGGCGCUGAAGACCUGCAAGUUAUUUUGGAAAAGGGCUGGUGUGGAUGGAAGGGCCCAGACUUUUGGAACAAGGAUGCAUACUAUAACUUAUGUCUUCCUCAGCGACCAAAGAUGAUUUAAAAUAUAUUAGAUCGAAGACUGCAGUAGAGUGGUAUUAGAAAUUUGUGAAUAAGAAUCAGUUUAAUUUCACAUUAAAUCCUGGUUCUAGUUUGACGGUUUAAACUAUGACCUUUUUCAAAGGUUGUAAAUACUACACGGAGAAUGUAUUUUUCAGACAUCCCUUUAAUAACUUAAAAGACAAAGCAUACAAUCCAGCAUAUUAUAGGCAUGUAAAUACAUGUGUUCUUAAACGGAUCUUCACUUGGAAGAAAGGAUUUCCUCCUUCUCAGAAGGAGUUUAGACACACAUGGUAAGCCAAAAGCUGCAGCUUAUAGGUCUGCAUGAAAUGAAGGCGUUUCUUCAGACUUCUUCAUAACCCACGUGACAUCUGUUUUUAAAAAACAUACUAACAUUAAAAACUUUUUUAAAAAAGAGAUUUAUCAUAGGCUGGGCACGGUGGCUCACGCCUGUAAUCCCAGCACUUUGGGAGGCCAAGGCGGGUGGAUCACGAGGUCAAGAGAUCGAGACCAUCCCGGUCAACAUGGUGAAACCCCGUCUCUACUAAAUAUACAAAAAACUAGCUGGGCAUGGUGGGGCGUGCCUGUAAUCCCAGCUACUCCGGAGGCUGAGGCAGGAGAAUUGCCUGAACCCAGGAGGUGGAGAUUGCAGUGAGCCGAGGUCACGCCAUUGCACUCCAGCCUCGGUAACAAGAGCGAAACUCCGUCUCAAAAAAAAAAGAGAAUUUUAUCCCCAAACUUUACCAUGCGGGCGCAUUUUUGGUCUCUAGACUCUAGUAAGUAUAACCAGGAUUACAAUGUUAAUAGAAUAAUAAAUGCUGUGCACGCAAGCGAUCACGGAGGGAGGAGAAAAGCGGCAGCUCGGAGUUACUUACCAACACUUCCUUUUCCCACUGAUAUUUUCUGCACUUCCAAAACUUCGUUUCUGUCUGAAAACAGGAACACAGUCAUCUCUAUCACAGUGUUCACUUGCUUUUCUUGUCUGUGCACGUUUAAUUGUUGUAAGAAACUUGGCACAUUCUGGAAAUCCACACGACCAAGCGAGGUCUUCAGCUGUUUGCCCGUUCUUAUUACAUAAACUGAAAAUAUGAUAAAAAUUGAUUUAAAUGAAAAAUUGAA
Callithrix jacchus (white-tufted-ear marmoset) is the source of this 2803-nucleotide messenger RNA. It is a transcript of the gene UFSP2, whose product is annotated as UFM1 specific peptidase 2. Gene Ontology annotation, biological process: proteolysis. NCBI's taxonomy places the organism in Eukaryota, Metazoa, Chordata, Mammalia, Primates, Cebidae. The record is from RefSeq and is a predicted model, not a curated record. Gene Ontology annotation, molecular function: deUFMylase activity. Gene Ontology annotation, cellular component: endoplasmic reticulum; nucleus.